CCUUGACUUCACAUCGUUCACUAUCCCAAACCGCAGCAUUCACCCUUCAUCCUCCCAAUUUUCGCCCAGGGCACAUGCUGGCAAACGUGUCAUAAAACCAAUGGUCUGAGCUAAUUCUUGCUCACCUCUGGAGCUGUUGGUGGCAUUUUUGUUGGCGACGACUUUGGGCCGCCUGUCUCUAUCGCGCUAUUCCCUCGCCUUUGCCGAGCAAAUCAGCCAAAGAUGGCCAGCAAUUCGGAAAAUCGACUGAACCUCCAAAAACGCGAUAAUGGAAAAGGAAGCAUCAAAAUACCUGAUCCGGCGCCUGGGCCUGCCGCGAAGGGGAAGCCAAGAUUGUUGUUGAUGGGCCAAAGGAGGAGUGGGAAAUCUUCCAUAUCAAGUGUCGUCUUUCACAAGAUGCCGCCCAAUGAGACACUCUUUCUCGAAUCCACAGCCCGGAUACACAAAGACUCCAUGCACUCCUUCAUGGACUUCCAAGUCUGGGAUUUCCCCGGGCAACUCGAGUUCAUGGACCCCUCCUUCGACGCCGACGCCAUCUUCGGCGAGAUCGGCGCCCUAAUCUGGGUCAUCGACGCACAAGACGACUACCUCGAAGCCAUCUCCCGUCUCAACAUCACGAUCAUGAACCUCGCCCAAUCCUACCCCGCCAUCAACAUCGAGGUCUUCAUCCACAAAGUCGACGGCCUAAGCGACGACUACAAAUUCGACCUCCAGCGCGACAUCAUCCAGCGGAUCCAAGACGAGCUCUCCGACCACGGCUUCGACAACGCGCCCAUCACCUUCCACCUAACCUCCAUCUACAACCACAGCAUCUUCGAAGCCUUCAGCAAGGUAAUCCAGAAACUGAUCCCCCACCUCCCCACCCUCGAAGCACUUCUAAACGACCUCUGUCGCUCCUGCCGCUUCGAGAAGGUAUACCUCUUCGACGUCCUCUCCAAGAUCUACGUCGCUACCGACUCCUCCCCGCUCGACAUGAGCAGUUACGAGAUCUGCUCCGAUUACAUCGACGUCAUUGUCGACAUAUCCGAGAUCUACGGGUGGGAGCGUCCAGCUGCUUAUCUUGAGCAAUUGGAGGGACCGCCGUGGAAUCGGCCGCUGGAGGAUCAGAUGGGCUGCCGCGAUGCGGAGAGCGCGAUUGUACUCAAGGACAUGAAGAGGCCGAUUAUGUUGAGGGAGGUGAAUAAGUACCUUGCGCUCGUGGCGGUCAUGAAGGAGGGGAGCUAUGAGAGGAUGCCGCUUGUGACUAUGAAUGUGGAGACGGUGGUGGCGGGGUUGUUGGAGGUGUUUGAGGUUACGGGGGCGAGGCGGUAGUGUGGGUCCAGUUUGGUCCUGUGGUGGGGGU
Molecule: messenger RNA, 1342 nt
Organism: Pseudogymnoascus verrucosus
Lineage: Eukaryota; Fungi; Ascomycota; Leotiomycetes; Thelebolales; Thelebolaceae
Exons: 5
Coding region: 223-1311 (362 amino acids)
Biological process (GO): cellular response to amino acid stimulus; regulation of autophagy; cellular response to starvation
Cellular component (GO): nucleus; fungal-type vacuole membrane; Gtr1-Gtr2 GTPase complex
Molecular function (GO): GTPase activity; GTP binding
Source: RefSeq, a predicted model, not a curated record